Messenger RNA from Metopolophium dirhodum (rose-grain aphid), 1764 nucleotides. RefSeq names its product WASH complex subunit 1 (gene wash). The record is from RefSeq and is a predicted model, not a curated record. NCBI's taxonomy places the organism in Eukaryota, Metazoa, Arthropoda, Insecta, Hemiptera, Aphididae. The transcript has a single exon. Gene Ontology annotation, cellular component: WASH complex; recycling endosome; early endosome. Gene Ontology annotation, biological process: Arp2/3 complex-mediated actin nucleation; exocytosis; retrograde transport, endosome to Golgi. The coding region runs from base 285 to 1616 and encodes 443 amino acids. Gene Ontology annotation, molecular function: actin binding; gamma-tubulin binding; alpha-tubulin binding.
GUUUUCACUUUUCAUUAGGCUAUGUUAUAAACUUAUAGUAGCUCAGUCUAAUAGUAUCUCUAACUACCUAAAUAUUGUUUUAUAAUUUUAUAAAUCUAAGUUGUCUAAUACUCUAAUGUGUAUUGAGUUCAGUAUUCUUCACUAUUCACAGAUAUCAACAUAAUAUUAUUUAGUUUUAUUUUAACCCUUUUUGUGCUUUUACAUAUUAUAAUAGUGAUAUAAUUGCCAUUUUUCUUUUAGUCAAACUUUUUUACUGUAUUAAUUAUUUAUUUUAUUUUAUAAAUAUGGUUAAAGUUAAUAAAGAAGCGUAUAUACCACUUUUGCCUUAUGAUCUAGGAUAUGAAGAGACUAUUUUACAAUUAAUCAAAUCAUUAGAUUAUUUAGAUAAAGUUGUUGAAUGUGUAUAUGAACAUGUAAGAGGUAAUAUAAACUCACAAAAAUUGGAAAUAGUUAAACUGAGUGAUAAAUUGAACAACAUAGCUAAUAAAGUACAAUUAUUGUCAAACACCAAGAAAUCGAUUCAAGUUUAUUCCAGUUCCAAAUAUCCUGCUACGCAUUUACAAAAAGAUUAUGAAUAUAGUUAUGAUUUUGAAAUAAAAUCUGAUAUCACGGACAAUAUCCAAGUUGCUCAUCAAAUAUGUGCGUCCAAUGACCCAAAUGAUAAACUUAAAUUUUACCAUGUUGAUGAUGAAAGUAAAAAAUUAUCCAAAAAUAAAGAUAUUAUUCAUAUGAAAGGUCUUGGCAGAUUACCUGAUGGUGUUAAUUACAUAAAUUCUUUAUUAUUAUUUAAUUCAAAUGAAAAUUUGUACAAAAAUUAUGUUUUAUCUAACCCCUAUAAAGUUAAAAUAACACAUACGAAUAAACAAGUCGAAAAAGUUGAAAAUAUUAACAAACCAGUGUUUACAUUACCAUUAAAUGACACUGAAAAUCAGUUUAAUUAUUCUUAUACGCCGGAAUACGAAGAAGUUCCUUCUAUUGAUGUGCCUGCUGAUUUACCCGAUCUUCCAGGAAUUGCAGGUGAUUUACUAUGUUUCAAAAAUGAAGAAGAAGAAAACAUUAGCACACCAAUUGUUUGUAAUCCAUCCAGUGUAAUGGAUCUUCCAAGUUUUGAUGAGUUAGACGAUAUUAAAAACAAAGAAAUAGUGUCUGAUAAUUUGAUACAGACUGAUAAAGAAAUCAUAAAACCGGUUGAACCUGAAGAAUCGUCAACUGUUGUAUAUAAUAUUCAAAAUAAAAUUGAUCAUAUUGAAGAUAUUGAUAAUUCUAUUAAUAAGGAUAAUCAAACUGUUAAUAAAACGUAUAAUGAUAACAUUAAUACGCACAGUGUUCUAAUGGACGAAAUAAGAAAUGCAGGAGGAUUACAAAAAGCUAAAUUACGCUCAGUGGUUGAAAGGAAAACAAAUAAUGAAACCAUGCCUACUGGAGAUGGAUUAAUGGCAGAUUUGCAUAAAAAGUUAGCGAUGCGAAGGCAAGGGAUUUCUGGUGAUAAUAAACAAAAUGAUAGCAGCUUAGAAGGGGUAAUAUACCGUAUGGCUUCCACAAUGUUACCUCCAAAUCUCGAAUCUGAAAGUGAAGUAGAUGGUGACGACGACACAGAAGAUGAUUGGGAUGAUUGAUGGCUCAAUAGGUUUAUUAAAAAUUUCAAACUUUUUAUAGUUUAUGAUUUUUUUGUAAUUAUCUUUGUUUCCUUUACAAAUUAUUUUAAAUUUAUUGUAUAUUUGAUUGUUUAUUCACCUAAUUGUGAAGUUGAUUGUUGUUAAGUUA